Messenger RNA from Lymnaea stagnalis (great pond snail), 5382 nucleotides. NCBI's taxonomy places the organism in Eukaryota, Metazoa, Mollusca, Gastropoda, Lymnaeidae. The record is from the annotation of a GenBank genome assembly.
GCACAUUGGAUUGGAAAAUCACAAUGGCUGACAAAAUAGAGAAGUUUGAUACACUGGAGCAAAAGCUUGAACUUUUUAUAGAAAAUACUCGCCAGAUGGGGAUUAUUGUCAGUGACUUUCAACCUCAGGGUCAAAAUGUUCUCAACCAAAAAAUGUAAGUAGGCCCCUAGCCGGUGGAGGCUUCGGUUUUUUUUAAAGCAUUUUUUUAAUGGCCCAGACUUAGACUUGGCUUCGUUAACUUCGUAGUAAGUAGUCACAACUUAGGCGUAGUGUAGCAGUGGGUGAACGAGUUUGAUGAUAAUGUGGUAUGGCCGGGAUACUACUGAGUCGACUGAGAAUUAUUCAUGCACAGUCUAUUUUAUUUUGGGAUUUUGACCAGUUAUAGCUAUAUUCUUAAUUCAAUGUUUAAUGUUUUGUGGAGCUACUGCACUUGUGAUUACCUCUGCUCCACCACCAGCAAACAUCCUUCUGUUUGAAUCGUCCAUGUCCAUGGCUUUCUGCCUCUAGGACUCUAUGUGCAGACCUCCACUGGUGUAAGUCCUUCUCUACAACAUCAAUCCAUCUCAGUCUCAAUCCGGUGAGCCAUCUGCCCCUAGGGUUCUGCCUGUGUAUCAGUAAUGUCAGUAUCACUUUUGCUGCUCUACAAUCCAACAAAUAUAUAAAGAAUAUAAUAUUUUAUAUUAUAAAUAGACCUAUUAUAUAUAUAGUAUAGUAUAGCCUCUAUAUUAUCAUUCUCACUGAUUUCAGCUCUCAAAAACAAAGACAAUCACACCCGCUGUUAGUUUUUGAAAGUGUUAACCGUUAACAAGCCAUAGUAUUUAAUAGGAAUAAUGACUAAUGCUAGUUAUUGAUACCUGGGUAGUAAUAUUAAAUAAAUUUAAUUAUUUGAAGAAAUUAAAAGAAGCUUACUAACAUUGCAUUUCUUGUUAAGAAUGACACAAACAUAUUUUUUAUUAUGAUUUACUACGCUGUCUUUGUAUUAACAAAUGAAAUCAAUGCAAUCGCACUCUGUUUCAAAUUUAGAUAAUAAUAAUAAUAAUAAAGUUCAUUUCAAAAACACGCUUCAUCCCCAAAGGCUCGAAGCGUGGUACAAAGUCAACAAAAUACAAAUCUAUAAUUUACCACAUUUAAAACAAACGCAACACUACAAAGACUAAUUACUAGCAUACAAUUGCAAAGUCUUUCUAGCCAUUUCAACCCCAAGCAACACAGCCAUUAUGCAUUAACUUGAAAAUAAGGUUGACAAUCAUCCCAGAAGGUGUCUGCGAAAUAGGUGUGUCUUUAAAUUGGUUUUAAAGGACUCCAGUGUCUGGUUGUUUCUGAGAUCGACAGGAAGGGCGUUCCAAAUUGUUGGACCAGCAAAUGCGAAAGUGCGCUUUCCGUAAGUCUCAAGGCAAACACGUGGUGUCGAGAGUUUGCCACUAUCGGAUGAGCGGAGCUCUCUAGUGGGUACAUAAGGCAUAAGCAGCUCUUUCAGAUAGGACGGCGCCAGAUCAUGUAAGCAGCGGUAGCACAACGUUGCGAUUUUGUACUCUAUGCGAGCACGCACCGGCAUCCAGUGCAGCUCUCUCAGAAGUGUUUUUGCAAAGGGGAUUUAAGCUUCUUGUUGUCCAACAUUAAAUGUAUUGCACCACCAGUUUUGAACGUGUGUCUUGUGCACAAAUAUUUUCUUUCUAAAUCCUGUGCAAACCGUAAAAAAGUAUGGUUAAACCAUACAGGUUGGCAUGUAUGAAAACAUGGCAUCAAGCUAUUGUUGCCCCCACAUUAUCACAUAUUUGUCACUCAAUGUCACAAUUUGUUUACUCCCCACACACACACAAAAACACACAUUUAUUUUGUUUUUUAGAUGCUUGACAUUUCGUAUGGAUGGUCCAUUAUUCUGGGCUUAAUUUACAUUUUCAAUUUUCUUUUUUUUUUUUGUGUAUUAAAUGAAACAUUUUAUUUUUUUAAAAUUUAAUUCUAACCUUUUGCUUUGAUGUACAUGCAUUGUAUGGUCAUUCAAUAUCCUUGUCAGUUGUCCUCCAAUUAGGAGGGUGCUAAAUGCUCAUUAGGUAUUAGGGCUCUGGGAUUACCAAAAGAUAUGUAUAUAUUUUAUAUGUUUAUAUAUAUAUUGGUGAGUUAUAUAAGGAAAUAAUUUUUAAUGAAAAUUAUCAAAUACAAUUAAAUAAUCUUUUAUUGUAGAUUUUGAAAAAAAAGAGUUUUGGUUCCACAGUUUUCGUAGAUAAUAUCAUGUUUCUGACUGGGAAUGACCUUUGACCUUUCCAACUGUACAAAUUGCCAUUACCACACACAAUAACUGUCUAGUUCAGUGUGGUUGUUCGACUUUGACCUUUCCAACAGUACAAAUGGCCAUUACCACACACAAUAUCUGUCUAGUUCAGUGUGGUUGUUCGACUUUGACCUUUCCAACAGUACUAAUGACCAUUACCACACACAAUGUAUGUCUAGUUCAGUGUGUUUGUUUGACUUUUACCUUUCCAACAGUUCAAAUGGCCAUUACCACACACAAUAUCUGUCUAGUUCAGUGUGUUUGUUUGACUUUGACCUUUCCAACAGUUCAAAUGGCCAUUACCACACACAAUAUCUGUCUAGUUGAGUGUGGUUGUUCGACUUUGACCUUUCCAACAGUUCAAAUGGCCAUUAACACACACAAUAUCUGUCUAGUUCAGUGUGGUUGUUUAACUUUGACCGUUCAAGCUGUACAAAUGGCCAUUACCACACAAUAUCCGUCUAGUUCAGUGUGGUUGUUCAACUUUGACCUUUCCAAUACAAAUAGCCAUUACCACACACAAUAUCUGUCUAGUUCAGCGUGGUAGUUAAACUUUGCCCUGAGAUAUAAACCAGACUUGAGAUUUCUAAUCCUGUUUAUUCAACAGUAGUUUUAGGUUUCCUUAAAUCAGACAUUGGUAGACAUGUAUAAGCUUGUAACACUUCACUAAGUCUAACCAAAGCAAUAGAAUUCAUAGCAGUGAAGAAGCUCAUUUCUAUCAAUAAGUGCGUUUUUGUAAGAUCAAUUGCUCAUUAAUUCUCCUACUUUCAAAAGCUGUGGUCACGCUGGAUCAAGCUAAUAAGUUUUAAAAGAAAGAAAUUAUAGUAAACAGCUUCAUCAAAUACAUGACAAGUUUGAUCAUUUCUUUUUCUUUUCAUUCUGUUGGGUUAUUAUCCUUAAGGGUAAUGCAAAACGUUUACCUAAAACAAUUUUGAGAACCACUGCACCACAUGAAGCAGAAAUUAAAAUAAAAAGGUGACAAUUGUGUCAGUGCUGUAAUAAUAUCACCCUCUAGUUUAUAUAGCCUAAGGUAAGGUGCUGUAACAAUAUCACUCUUUAGUUUAUAUAGCCUAAGGUAAGGUGCUGUAGCAAUAUCACUCUUUAGUUUAUAUAGCCUAAGGUAAGGUAUACAACAUUUUGUUUCCCAUCAGACAAACCAUGGUUACAGAAAUGAAUGAAAUUGACAAACUAAGGACUCAAGUUCAAGAUGUUCAUGUCCCCUUAGAAGUGUUUGAGUAAGUUCAAGAUGUUAUGUUGUAUUGUAAAAAUAAUAAUGAUAGUUACCAUCAAACUGUUAUAAUGGCUGGUCAUUAGCAAUAUUGCCCUGUGGUAAUACAAAAUUAAAUAUAUAAAGAAUCUUAAACUCUAUCUGUCGCUAAGAACGUGAGGUUUUUACGAUAUAAGAUGGCUGAUUUUUAAAAAUAUAUAAAAUGUCUUAAUAUAAAAUACAUUUCCACUUAUUUGGAUUAAAAGAAAAUCUUAGGUUAUCUAAUUAUUAUAUUAUUAAAAGAUGAAUUGAUCGUUGAUAAAGGUCUACCAAAACUUGAAAAAUUUCUUGAUUAUUUGAAGUCUUUCAAAUGGAAAUAUAGUCAAAGUGGAGAUGAUUUUGUAGACAUUGCAUGUGGAAGUGAUGAUUUGAAGGUUGAUUCAGCAUUGACAGCAGUAACAAUUUAAACUAAUGAUGUCACUGUUGAAUUGUCAAAGUGAAGAUCAUAGAUUUCACACUGAUUUACAUUGUAUUUUUAUCAUAACACAGAUUUUGACAUUAAUCAGAUAGCCUUUACUACAGAGAAGACAUUGAAAUUUUCAUUAUCUGAACAUGUUUUACUUGUAUUUCUGUUUUAUUUGAACCACUUAAAAUGAACUAAGUGGCAUGACACACCAAAUUGGGAAAAAAUCAUGACUUCCAAAAUAUUAGACUUUGUAUGGUGUCUUUGUAGAUUUACAUUUUUUAAAUGGCUUGUUUUGUUUUUUAUUACUGUACAUUUAUUUUUAAAAUCACAUUACUUGAAUCUUAGAAAUAUUCACAUAUGCACACUUAAUAUAUAAAUGUCUUAGAUUUGUACAUUUAAAAAAAAUGCUUUUACAGCUACAUUGACCAAGGCAGAAACCCGAAUCUCUACACUAAAGACUGCUUAGAAAAAGCUUUGGCAAAAAAUGAACAGGUCAAGGGAAAAACAGACAAUUUAAAGGUAAGCCUUUUUGUCUGUUGAUUUUUUUAAAAAAACAUAAGAGCAAACUGUUUGAAAUAAUGAAUUCUAUGGUUAUGUAUCUUUCCAUUAUUAUCUGAAUGUUAAAUGUAAUGACCAUUGACUGUUGACUAUUACAGAGGUUUAAGGCAAUGCUGUUGCUGGAACUGUCAAAAGUUUUUCCAUCUGAAAUGGAAAUGUACAGAGCUCUCAAGCAAGGAAGGGGUCCAACAUAACAGUAUUUGCUCAUUUCUUUUAUCAAAUCCUCACAAUUUAUGAAUAGUUGAUCAUGUAUGUUGUAAACAUCAUUUUCCUUUAGUUUGUUUCCACUAAGAAUUGGGAAAAUCUCAACAUAACUUUCUUCAUUGCAUAUUGAAGAUCUCAUUAAAUGCAAUGCACAUGGUCAUGAGUUUCUGCUGGAUCCUAUUGGUAAUUCUGCAUCUCCUUCAAAUUGUACAUUUGGUUUUAAUAAUUUUUUUAACAUGAAUAUAACAUAAUGUUAUGCAUUUAUACAUUUUUUUUUUUUUUUGUAAAUUUGUGGCCGUUGGGCUAAUUACCCCAUGUUAAAUUUAACUUAGAUUUGAUUGUGUAGAAAUCUUCUCUCAAUGGUUAGUUUUCUUUGUACCUGUAUUAUAUGAGUUAAAUUUUUAAAGAAAAUAAAAACUGUUAAGUUUCAAAGAGAGGUACAGUGAAAAAAAAAUGUAUUGCUGUUUUAAAUACAAAGUGUGUUUAGGAGCUAGAACAAUUUAUUUGAGAGAAGUUUUUGUGUGCAAGUUUUAAUGCAAGUACAAGGUAAUGUAAAUACAAAUUGAUGUUCAUUAAUUCAUUUGAAUAUUUUAAAAUCUCUUCAUUAUGAAUUUAUUGUACACCGGCAGCUGUACUUUAUGCUGCCAAAAAAUAAAUAAAUGGAACUUUUGAAUUUUC